GUAGGCUAUAUGCGCCAAAUCUAACGGUGAUCCGUAUUGUGAAGGGAUUGUCAUAGGCGGUGCCGGGGACUUGGUGAAAAUGGUACACAACGGCAUCGAGUACGGUGAUAUUCAACUGAUCUGCGCAGCGUGUCACCUGAUGCUGGCGCUGGGCAUGACACGGAAGGAAAUGGCACAGAAGUUCGACGUGUGGAACAAGGGCGUAUUGGAUUCGUUCCUGAUCGAGAUCCCGCACGAUUUUCUGAACGGCAACGUUGAGGGAUAGAUGCUUGAGCUCAUUCGUGACUUGGCCACAAGGAUACGGGCAAAUUGUCGGCGGUUGCCGCCCUGCGCCAUGCCGUUCCCGUGAUGCUAAUUGAUGGAGCGGUCUUUUCCCGCUGCUUAUCUGCUCUGAAAGAUGAGCAUGCUCAGGGCAGCAAUCAACCGGCCGGGCCCAGCACGAAAGGUAUCGUGUGCGCAGGGCUUCAUGUUGCAGCGCGAAGCGGAGAUGGAUCCCAAACAAAUGGACCCCAAACUACGAUUGUAUUGAAUUGAUGUGGCGCUGCGAUUGAAUCAUGUUCAUCAGCAAGAUUCGGAACACUUUUGUGCGCAAUCCACAUAUUACCACGCGUACUCCAUUCUAUUGCUCUGCAGCUGCUUUGCGACUGCCAGUGACUUGCUAAGCUCGUUAGGCUAGCUGAACGAAAAUAGAUAGUGCACAAAUAUUUGGCUGAAAACAUGAUAGUUCAUCGUACUAUAGGAACACGCCAUCACGCAACUACCACGAAAACAAGCACUAAAAUAACCGAAUUGUUGGGCCUAAAGAACAUGAUCGUUCAGUGCACCACAAUGGGAGGGUUGUUUUUUGCUAGUGCUUUCUAUUUCAUGAUGUUCUCGAACGUAUACCACAUAAACAAUUACAUC
Messenger RNA from Anopheles arabiensis, 903 nucleotides. Its product is annotated as 6-phosphogluconate dehydrogenase, decarboxylating-like. Gene Ontology annotation, cellular component: cytosol. Gene Ontology annotation, molecular function: NADP binding; phosphogluconate dehydrogenase (decarboxylating) activity. The coding region runs from base 80 to 265 and encodes 61 amino acids. The record is from RefSeq and is a predicted model, not a curated record. The transcript has a single exon. Gene Ontology annotation, biological process: pentose-phosphate shunt, oxidative branch; pentose-phosphate shunt. Lineage: Eukaryota; Metazoa; Arthropoda; Insecta; Diptera; Culicidae.